This is a messenger RNA of Pisolithus orientalis, 2761 nucleotides long. RefSeq lists its product as uncharacterized. The transcript has 5 exons. Bases 39 to 2624 code for a protein of 861 amino acids. Lineage: Eukaryota; Fungi; Basidiomycota; Agaricomycetes; Boletales; Pisolithaceae. The record is from RefSeq and is a predicted model, not a curated record.
CUCGUUGACUGCCGUUCAACCAACCCCCCCGUACACACAUGGCACGCCCAGCACGCGAUACUGCACGUCACAGACCCAAAUGCAAAGAAGAUCCAGGUUCAGGAGGUCUCUUCUCGAGCGUGUUUAGCUUCGUGUCCAGAGAAAUCGAGUCCUUCGUCGUAAAUGCCACGGGUGGUCAGGUGAACAUCGCAUCUAGCUCAACGACCAAAUCGGAAAAGCCUUCGAGCAGGAGGAGAAAACAUGAACGGCGCGCGCGAGAAAUACAUCUGAGCGAGGACGAGGCACACCAGAACUCGAGACACCACCGGGAACGCAGGAGAUCCAGUAAAACCAACACUGUCCAGCCCAAGUCCCGUUCCAAAUCAGCUGAUGCUGCGAGAAAGCACCAUCGUAAACAUACAUCGACGGCAUACGUCGCGGAUGCCGACGCAGAGCUGUCCGCGAGCGACUCUCCUCAGUCCCAGCCCCCACCUCCGCAUCAUGGGCAACCGAAACCAUCCUCUGUUCAAUCCCUAUCCGCGUCUCUGCCUACGUUGAGGAAGAAACCGUCCAUUACCAUGCCGGGCUCACUCUUCCCUCGUUCUUCAUCUCUGGAACCAGAAGAAUCUACGCCCCAACCGGGCGGUACAAGCAGCAUGACUAACCCAGUGGACGGCGGAAAAACACUAGUAACAGCAGCAUCGUUGGAUGCCCAUGUUUCCCCUUGGCUCACUCGCCCCGUUGCCUCUGUUCAGGAUGCCAUGCAGCGUUUCAAUGUCACCUCCGGCGACGAGGCCGACUUCUCCCUUCGAAUACCCAGCCCCCAACCUUCACCCGCCAACCCCCACGCGGUCCCACUUCCUGGCACUGAAGCACUUCCUCCGCCUCCUUCAGAUUCACCAAGACCACAGGUUUCCUCCAAAGGCAAAGAACGCAUGCAGGACGAUGAUUUGAUGUUCAUAGUAGGGGGACCUUCAGAUAGUGUGCAGGUAGAAGCGAAGGAGCGCGAGCUAGCCUCUGCGAAGGAAGAACAGCGUCAACGCGAGAACCCGCCUUGUAAAGCCGGUGGUAGUGGUACCUCUGAUGAACACGAACGGGACAAGCAACGCAUCAAAAUGCUUGAAGAGGAAGUAAAGCGACUUCGAGAAGAGCUCUCUAGGAGUCAAGGACGAUCAUCUGCCACUGGCCUGCCUCCGCCACCACCACCGCCCCCACCACCACCUCUCCCGGCUCUUCUUCCCAUCCGCAUAGAUACCAGAUCGUCGAAUCCUGAUGCUAUGUUCGCCAACGCGCGUGCCGCACUCCGUCACACCGCUCAUCCAGUCGAGGCGCCAAUCAACCACAGUGUGCUAGGUCGUUCUGGAUCGAAAAGACGGGGGCAGCCCACGGUGAACGUGCCCUCUGAACAGAUGGCUGCGUUCCUCAACGAACUAAAGACGGCUCGUCUGAGGAAGGUAAGUACUGCACCUGCAAGUACCACUGGCGUCGCAACUAUCUCGACCCGCCAAGCACCGGAAUUUUCCACUCUCAGCAAGAGUACCAGUGCGCUCAGUUGGGCAUCAGGUCCAAUACGACCAGCAACUCAGGAGCUCACUCGCCGGCGGUCACUUGCUAAUGUUCGAGAUGCCGUUCCCAGCUUGUUGGCGAAAGAACUACUUCUCAAAGCGGGACAGAAACGUAAAGCUGAUGCAAGGGAAUGUGAUGAACUCGGCUCGUCUCGUGCGACCAAGCGUCGAUUGGUGCAAUCCUCUGAUGACACUGCACCUUCAGGAGGCAGGGCUCAACUCUCCGCAUCGACAUCCAAAUUACAUCAACCAGAUUUCGAGAAGCAGUCCUGGUCAUCAUUGUCCAUGAAUGAAAUAGACCUCACCACCCCAUCGCUCUGCUCAGACAACGAGCGCGAUGGAGAUGGGAGUUUGGAGGAUCAAACACCCUCAACGCCUCCUGGACCCCAACCCGCCGCCACUGACCGGAGAUCCGACUUACGCGAACCAGAAAUCAUCGAUGUUGACUUGGAACUCGAAGACGUCAACCACGACUCCAGGUCGCGAGCGAUUAGCCCCAGCCCUCGUUCCCCCCGGUUGCCCAAAGGUGAUAUAUUCGAAAAAAGGCCACCAAUGUCACCAAUUCCCGAUUCGACGCCACGCAAACCAGCGGCGCCUGCGCGCGCGCGCCGAGUUUCAACUCCUAAACCGAAAUAUGUUCCUCCUGCUUCAGACUCCGACAGUGAUACCAACAGCCGAAGCAUAGAUUCUGUCCCUUUUAUCUCCCUCAUCCCCUCGUCUCGGGAGGAAUCCCGGAAAAGAUCAUCUUUGCACGGCAGUCAAUCCUUCAAACCUAGAUCCAAGGAUGACCGUCGGCCUCCAACCCUUGACGAGGAACUGAGGACCGCUCAACCCGAGGCUGUCAGUGCGGAAGGGGGUGAGUUGUUCGAGGAUGAUGUAUUCGUUGCCACGGGCACAAAGAGCAACAGGAAAGGAUUUCUCGCGCAUGGCGGUGGCGGGGGGCCACCCGUAUUCAUGGGUGUAGGGUAUGUGCAAGACGCAGAAGAAAGUGACACAGAGGUACGAAGAAGGCAGCCCCGCAAAGCGCCCAAAUCUACUAGCCAACGAUCGCUGAUCCCUCGAUUGGGGGGCAGAUCGUGAGCCAAGUUUCCAUCUCCUCUAUCUUUAUCUGUAUUUCAUUUCAUGUAAUACCGGAGGGUUCGAGGGUUUUGUCUUACACCGAUUGUAAUAUGUAAGUGAUAGACAACGUCAGAACAACUUUUCAUAGGAGGGAACGA